Messenger RNA from Arabidopsis lyrata subsp. lyrata, 1508 nucleotides. RefSeq lists its product as uncharacterized. The record is from RefSeq and is a predicted model, not a curated record. The transcript is spliced from 12 exons. Lineage: Eukaryota; Viridiplantae; Streptophyta; Magnoliopsida; Brassicales; Brassicaceae. The coding region runs from base 678 to 1484 and encodes 268 amino acids.
ACUGAAGCCGGCGAUGUCGAUGUUGAAGAUGCCCCUCGAGAGUCUGUCCCUUUCAAGCUAGGGAAUGCUAAAGUGUUGGAUAAGAAAUGCUCGAUUUUUGUUGAUUCCAUUAUUUGUCCUGAUUUUGUGUUGGAUCCGGAGGAAGAUUUGUCUUUGUCUGAUGAUGAGGAAGAUGAGAAGGUCGAUAAUAUUAUGAUGUUUUUAGGUGAGGGUCUGAUUUUCAAGAAUGACAUGUUUGAUGGUGGAGUUAUCCCAUCCCAGUUGAAAUUGGCUUCAAAAAAACAAAAGCGUGGUGGUAAAUCCAAUGGUAGUCGCACUAGGAAAGCUGCCAAACUAACUAAGAACGGUGGUGUUAGGAGCAGACAAGAAAGACCUAUCCCUGAGGAAGGCGGGAAUUCAGGGGUUCCUUCGUUGGAGUCUAUUUCCCUUUUGUUGGAUGCCAAACUUGAAGGUCAGGCGAAAAAAAUCAUUGCCGCGGUGACUGAUUGGUUCACUAAAAACACUGUUAUUGAAGGCGAAACCUCGAAAGAGCCUGUCAGUGGGUCUACUCGUCCUAAGAAGGCUGCCAACAAUGGUAACGAUGGUGUUUCUAAUUCUGAUGGUCUGGGUUCCAAUGGUGGUAAUGAUGAUUUUGGAUUUGAUCCUCUCCGCCCCUCCCGCCGGAGAACAAUGUCCCAAUGGAUGAAGAUCUCCCCUCCCCAGGUCUGAUUGCUCAUCCGCAGGGCGGUAACAAUGUUACAAGUCAUGUUGUCCCACCCACAGAGUCUGUUGUUGAAGAUAACGCAGAGCCGGAGAACAAUGUCCCAAUGGAUGAAGAUCUCCCCUCCCCAGGUCUGAUUGCUCAUCCGCAGGGUGCUGACAUUGUUGCAGGCGUUGUUGAACCCACUCUCCAAGCUGGUGGUGGUGAUAAUUCAAAGGUUGCUAACAAUCCUUCUAUCGUCGACGACCUCCUCUUUAAACGAGUUGUCAACGAGCGCGUUGAGAAUGUUCCAGUAAAUGAAGCAUUUAUAACUCCCAACGAUUCGAUCGUUAACCAAGAGGUUCAAUGCUCUCAGCCGACAGGUGGCGUUGUGGCCCCCCCGCCUAAUGCUUUAGAGGAAAGCCAGGGUGCCCCUGCGUCGGAUGAUGGUAGUGUUGGCGAGGAGACGUCUGUGGGGAUCCCGGAUAUCUCGGCUGCUCCCCCUUCUGAUGGUGGGGUUGUGUGUGAUGGAGAGGCGGUUGAUAUCCCGGAGGCUGUUUCUAUUGAUAUGGCAGCAACUAAUGAUCUGGGUGUUGGCCGGGGCGCACCUUCUUUUGUUGCCUCCCCACGCGAGGAUUCUGAUGAGGUAUUAUCUAAUUGUUUAAAUGCUAUUGUUUUACUAACAGUUAGUUUGUUUUUAAUUAUUUUCCCAUUUCAGGAUUUCACCACUCCCCCCCCCCCUUCUAAAGUAGGGAAGUCUCCCCUCCAGGUUCAUUUGAUAAUAUUUAGUAUCUUUGGUAGGUAAAUCUCAAAUUUUGCUCCUUUUCUA